CAAAGGGAGGAAGGCCGUGAUAUCCACUAUCGGGGUGCUAACAGCUGGAGGGGCUGGGCUUGCACUGGCACUUCAUCAGGCAGUAAAGGCCUCAGACCUGGAGUUGCACCCCCCUUUGUAUCCAUGGAGUCACAAUUGUUUGCUUUCUGCCCUGGACCACGCCAGUAUCCGAUGUGGCUACCAGGUGUACAAACAGGUGUGUGCAGCCUGCCACAGUAUAGAGUACUUGGCCUUUUGUAACUUAGUUGGAGUGUCACACACAGAAGAAGAGGUCAAGGCCCUUGCUGAGGAGGUGAGGUCUGCACUUUACACAUAGUGGGUGGACAACAUAAUGCAUUCAGACAGCAACAGUAAGAAACAUUUGAUGUAUACCUACUGUUAAUAUCCAUAUGCUAAAAUUAUUAAUCGGUUUUGUGUAUUUGUAAAUAUAUUUAAAGCAUUUCUACUAAAUUCAUCUUUUGUACUGUUUUUCUACAAAUUUUAAAUUGCUCCAGCUGUUGAAUGUGAAGUCUUCUGGAGAUCAGGUUUAAUAUAUGUUUGAUACUGAUGUACUUUUUAUCUACUACAAUCCCUACUUUUCCAGCCAGGCCACUGGCAUGGCUCCACCUAGCUACAACGAGGUGCUAGAGUUUGAUGAUGGUACGCCAGCGACCAUGAGCCAAGUGGCUAAGGAUGUGUGCACGUUCUUACGCUGGGCAGCUGAGCUGGAACACGACCAGAGAAAACGCAUGGGCCUUAAGCUCCUUAUGGGUUCAGCAGUCCUCAUCCCUUUCGUAUACUAUCUGAAGAGUCACAGAUCGUCUGCACUCAAGAGCGGGAAGAUUGCUUACAGGCCACCGAAAUGAUUCUGCUUGCUGAUGCCAGAUCAGCUCGGAGUUCUGCAGUCAGUUGGUCAUUCAUUUGCCAUUUUUUUUAACUGAAUGAUUUUAGACAGGCCCUUUGGAAUUUUUCCUACCUCCACAUAAUAAUUCAAAGGUGUGAAAACUGUUAAAACAUUCUAUUAAUUGACCAGUUUGUGAAUUCUUGGGGAAAGGGUUGUCCUUUCCACUACCUUGACGAGCAGUUAUAAUGUACACAUUUCAUGUGCACUGUGCUGUAAUGAGUAUCUAAUAAAUAUGUAGCAAUAUUA
Molecule: messenger RNA, 1129 nt
Organism: Electrophorus electricus (electric eel)
Lineage: Eukaryota; Metazoa; Chordata; Actinopteri; Gymnotiformes; Gymnotidae
Product: cytochrome c1, heme protein, mitochondrial-like
Biological process (GO): mitochondrial electron transport, ubiquinol to cytochrome c
Cellular component (GO): respiratory chain complex III
Molecular function (GO): heme binding; electron transfer activity
Source: RefSeq, a predicted model, not a curated record